UACAUGUACAAGUACGUUUACAAAGGACCUGACCAAGCAACACUCCGUAUGGUACGGAACGAAAACGGUUUCGAUAACAGAGUGAUUGACGAGAUCGACGAAUUCGUGAACGCUAGAUACGUUCACUUGCCAGACUAUCAGAAUGUGACAUUCCAAGGAGGUAGGGAAGAAGAGGCAGUCCGUGGAGCAGACGACCAAGACACAACACUCACGGCAUUCUUCAAAUUGAACGAGGAAACGAACUUUUAUGUGGUAAACUCAUUGCCCCAGGUGCCAGAACUCUUCUCAUUUGACCAGAAGGAACGGAAGUGGAAAAUGAGACUAAGACAAAAUCGUCAAAUUGGGAGGAUGUAUACAGCGGAUCCUUCAGAUGUAGAACGGUACAGCCUCCGAAUUCUACUCUUGAAUAGGAGAGGGCCAAAAUCAUUCAGCGACCUGAGGACAGUCGACGGAGUUGUUCACGACACUUUUAAAGAAGCAGCUAAGGCUUUAGGGUUGAUGAAUGAUGAUUCUCACUACGAAAGCUGCUUACGCGAAGCAUCGGAGUUCCAUAUGCCAGCUCAACUUCGGUCCCUCUUCAGUAGCCUUCUAUGGUUCUGCUCUGUUAGUGAGCCAGAGCAGUUGUGGGAUAAAUUCAAGAGAAUGUUAGCAGAGGACUACAUUCAUAGAGGAAUUGGUGAAGAAGAAGGUGUUGUGCGGGCCUACUAUGAUAUUAUAGAUAAGAUGGCCGUCUGCGGUAAAAACCUAAUGAGCAUAAUCAGUCCAUCUUCUCAUGAAAGGCCUUCACUGCUCAAUGAGGAAGAGUUUACGGUAGACGAACACACUGCGCACGGAAGAUGA
Molecule: messenger RNA, 840 nt
Organism: Haemonchus placei
Lineage: Eukaryota; Metazoa; Nematoda; Chromadorea; Rhabditida; Trichostrongylidae
Source: the annotation of a GenBank genome assembly